This is a messenger RNA of Rhodotorula toruloides NP11, 1893 nucleotides long. RefSeq names its product 6-coumarate-CoA ligase. Gene Ontology annotation, biological process: secondary metabolic process. The record is from RefSeq and is a predicted model, not a curated record. NCBI's taxonomy places the organism in Eukaryota, Fungi, Basidiomycota, Microbotryomycetes, Sporidiobolales, Sporidiobolaceae. The coding region runs from base 1 to 1893 and encodes 630 amino acids. Gene Ontology annotation, molecular function: CoA-ligase activity. The transcript has 10 exons.
AUGGCUUCACUCGAGAACACCGCCGUCCGCUUCCCAUCCGUCGUCAAAGCCAGCCCGCUCCCCCACUCGUCAAACACCGCAUUCGAGUUCCUCUUCUCGCAGCCCUUCCGCCGGGGCACCGAGACAUGGAAGGCCACGCCCAAGGACCUCCAGAAACACGCCAUGAGCGAGCCCAUCCCGCCCGAGAAGACCAUCUUCCGUGACGGAAAGACCGGCGCGACCCUUUCCUUCGGCCGACUCUACCGCGACGCACUCACCGUCGCUUCCUCCUUGACCGACGGCGUCCUGAACCUCCGCCCUGCUCCUCUGUCUGCGUCGGACCCGAAGGUCAACCGCGGAGCGAUCAUCUCGCCUGUCGUCCUCCUCCACCUCCCCAACUGCCUGCCUUUCGUUACGCUCGCCUACGGUGUUCUCGCAUCCGGCUUGACGCUCACGGCCGCCAACCCCGUCUUGACACCUCAAGAAAUUGCCCACAUCCUCACCCUCUCGCAGCCCGCCGCAAUCGUCACCACUGCCUCCGGCCUCUCUAGCUUCCAACAAGCCUUCAAGCUCCUCACGCCCGAACUGCAAGCCCAACUCGGCUACCCAACAAAGGGGAACGUCUUCCUCGUCAACCCGGACGCAGACGAUUACGGCGCUUCGGCUCUCUCGCUCGUUCAGCCCGUGACGAACCUCGGAGGAUGGACAGUAAGCGACUGGAAGGUCCUCCUCUCUCCGAACUCAAAGCCGUUCACCCCGCCCAAAUACACCGGAAGCGAAGAUGCCCUUCGCGCGGCAAUGAUCUUCUGGAGUUCGGGAACGUCGGGCAAGUCCAAGGGCGUCAUUUUGACGCACCGAGCGAUUGGGUCGGCGUUGAUCGCGGUGUGGCAUGCGUCGACGCUGGGCGAGAACGAGCGGUUGGUCGGACUCCCGCCGUUCUACCAUAUCUUUGGCUGGGCGAACGUGCUCAUGGUCGGCGUUGCCUUCGGAGCGACCGUCACCACCGUCAGCAAGUUCGACCCGGUCACAUACCUCAAGAUUGCGCAGGAAUCCCGGGCGACUCACUUGCACUUCUCGCCUCCCAUCGCCGUCCUCCUCGCCAAGUCUCCUCUCGUCGACGGCUUCAACCUGUCCUCUGUCCGAGGCUGCACCUCCGGCGGCGCUCCCCUCGCGACAAGCGUCAUCGAGCAAGUGUACAAGCGCCUCGGGAUCCUCAUCAAGAUCGGUUACGGCUUGAGCGAGACGGGCGGAGCGACGCAGCAACAGAGCAUGACUUGGGAGCACUUGAAGUCGCAGUUGGGAAGUUGUGGACCUGCGUAUCCCGCGACGGAGUUGAUGAUUCGCUCGGUCGAGACGGGCAAGCCGGUCAACGUCGGCGAAGAAGGCGAAGUCCUGAUUCGCUCCGUCUGCUGCACGAUUUCGUACCUCAACAACCCCGAAGCGACUGCCGAGUCGUUCACCGAGGACGGGUGGUUCUGCACCGGCGACAUUGGCAAGCUUGACCCUGAGGGCAACUUGUACAUCACGGACAGGCUGAAGGAGCUGAUCAAGGUCAAGGGCUUCCAAGUCUCGCCCGCCGAGCUCGAAGACUCCCUCUGCGCCUCCCCCCUCGUCCAAGACGCCGGCGUCACCUCCGUCUACCACCAAGACCACGCGACCGAGUACCCUCGGGCCUACGUCGUCCCGUUCGACAAGGAAGUCCUCAAGGGCGGCAAGAAGGCCGACGAGUUUGCGCACGCGUUGAGAAGGCAUGUCGAGGGCAAGCAUGCGCCUUACAAGUGGAUCCGCGGCGGCUUCGUCCUUGUCGAUGCCGUCCCCAAAUCUCCAGCCGGCAAGAUCCUCCGCCGCCUGCUCAAGGACUGCAAGGGCCACAACGUCUCGGUCUACGAGGAGAAGCCUCGUGCCAAGCUCUAG